AGGAUGACGUCACAGAGUGACGUGGCCAGCAGACGUGGCGGUGCCCGAGUCGGUUGGCCGCCCGUCCGGCCGGUCUCAAGGUCAGGCGCUUCUCGACCCGCCGGCUGAGGGGCGGGUGAGCAGUCGUCUGCGUGCGGCGCCGAGUGUGAGAGGUGUGAGAAGACGGUGAGAGGGGUGAGAGAGCAGCGUGACCAGAGGGGCUGUGAGAGGGAUGGCCGGAGAAACCCAGCCCAGGAAGAGGAAGAUCAGGGAGAAAGGAAAAGACGUCGGCAGUGACCACUCGGGUGAUGAGGAGCUGGAAGACUCGCCUGCAGGUGGCGGCACCUGCGCCUCAGCCGUGGUAGUACUCCUUCUGGUAGCGGGCGUCGGCCUCCUGGGGACGCUGGUUUACAUUCAGAGCGGAGCCGUCUCCUACGGAGGCCCUCCGGCGCCUCAGCCGCCGCCGGCCCGCCCUGCAGAGGUGGUGGUGGACCGCUCGGAGCCCUUGGACAGCUCCCAGCCGCCGCAGCCGCCCGGCGGAGAGGGUGGCGACGACACGGUCCUCGCCGCGACCACAGAGUCAGUCACCGCCGACGACCCGGCGCAGGUGGCGCCACCGGGCGACGAAAAGGGUUCGCCACCGUCUGGGGAGCACACGGCGGGACCGGGCGGAGCGCCGCCGCCGCCCCCUCCUCCCGGGCAGGAGUCGGGUGAAGUGAGGCUGGAGGGGUCGGAGGAGGUGCCGCUGGAUGUGCAGCUGGAACAGCCGGUCCGCAAGGAGGUGCGGGUCCGCCAGAUGCUGCGCAUCCACACACACGCGGACGGCAGCAUUACAGAGGAGGUGGUAUCUGAGGAGCUUCUUCAGCCGGGAGACGAGGGCUAUGACGAUCUCGGUAAAGAGCCGGUGACUGUUGCGGUCCACAGCGGGCCCGCCGAGCCGGCGCCCACCGCCGUUCGACCCACCAUAGCCAUCACUGCCGACGAAAGCGACUAGAAAUGUCCAAAGUGCGCUGUGAAGGAUCGGCGCCUGAUACCCAGUCGUUUGUCCAGCCUAUAAGCGAUGUAAGUCUACAUCAGAGGGUGACGACUGGUGCAGGGUAGCUGUGGCUUAAAAAACUGCUCUCGUGAGGUAGAGCCUCGGUCAAUCUCAGAGGUAGGGCUGACUGAAGCUGAUACCUGUGCCCAGAGAUCUGAAAACUGUUGUACUGUUACAAGAUGUUGGGCUUGGCUUCUUCUUGAGCAGACUGUUACGCUUGUGAUCGGAACAUUUCCGGCAGCUAUUCGUGUGUGAUUCGAGAUCCGUUCGAUGCUACGAUUGGACGGCACAAGACAUGAUGCUCCAUAAAGACACUGAAUUUAUUCCAAAUAGUGCAUGCAACGUCUGAACAAUGGUUAAUUUUGAGCACAAUAUGAUUUAUAUUUUACCGUCAAGAAGUGUUGCUUUUUUGCCCGGGUUCCUUAUUUACAGUUUCUGUGAAUAAGUUGCAGUCAUUUCGCCGGACAUUUCAGUAAUCAACGCCAGUGUGAAAUAGCUACGAACGAGAUUGUUGGCUAAUAAACCUGUUUUUAUAA
Amphibalanus amphitrite is the source of this 1551-nucleotide messenger RNA. Its product is annotated as fibrous sheath CABYR-binding protein-like. The record is from RefSeq and is a predicted model, not a curated record. Bases 212 to 973 code for a protein of 253 amino acids. The transcript is spliced from 5 exons. NCBI's taxonomy places the organism in Eukaryota, Metazoa, Arthropoda, Thecostraca, Balanomorpha, Balanidae.